UUAAACCAACUAUUAAAAAUAAUGUCCCUGUACUGAAAUUGUACUGAUAUUUUGUAGGUUAAACUGGGAGAAUGGCAAGGUCUUCCUCUCAACAUGCCUCUAGUAAAAGUGUACAUAGUAAUGAAGAAAUUGAAGAAGUUGACGAGUCUUACUUGGCUGCCCUUGCAGUAGAAAGGAAUACAAAAGCCUUUUUUGACAAAUAUGAUAGAAAUGAACUUCAGGAAUUGGUCGCCGCAACCUACUGCAGCUGGCUACAAACCAGUGAAGAGAUUCGCCUUCCAGUAGAGUUCCCCAAUGGACUCAUAAACCAAAUGAAUGACUUCAGCCAUUCGAAUAUUGUUAUUCUAGCACCAGUAGAGCCAAACGCUCCUUUGGACUAUAAAGAAGUCCAUCAAAUUCUGAAGGAAUUGGUGAUUGGAAUUUUUAGCCUGAACCAAAUCCCAUCUAUUCAUUUCCAAGCCAACUAUGAUUGCAGUACCACGUGUCUUCUGCCACCAGCUUAUUAUGACAGUCGAGUUGGGCAGCUUUUGAUAAACGUAGAUUACACAAUGAAAACACUUUGGCAUGGAGUCUGUGUUCCGAAGGAAAAAAGGAAGAGAUAUGCAGAAUGGUGGCGAGCCAAUGUGGACUUAGAAAAUAAUGGAAUUCCUCAAGCAAGGAAGUACACAGUUACUGAUUUUCUUGCAGCAGGUCUUACAGAUGUUUCAACAGACCCAGAUUUUGAAGGAAUAUAUAGUGAUGAUGUAAACACUGACCCAACAUAUGAGCCCAACAGCUGUCUGGAGAAGCAACUAUUUAUGGAGUAUGCAGACAGUUUUUUGUUACAAAUAAUUUUGCACAAUACCUAUGUCAAACAGCAUGAGAAUAUUUUUGUCUAUGAAACAGCCUACACCCUCAAUAAUGCGAUACAGCUUACAGACGACAAAUUUGAUCCAGUAAUCUACCAGAAACUUCAACAGAGACUGGGACUCCAACAGAAAGUGGUUUUGAAUUAUCUUGAGAGGAAAGAAGAGAUCCAACAAAACAUGGCCUACCUCAAACUGAUUGCCUUCCUUGUGCCACUUCUUCUCGGACUAAAGAAGAAGAGAAAGGUCCCAGAACUGAGCAGGUUCCUACCUGCAUUUUCAGAUGAAAAGCUAAAGACUGAUCGCAUCUUACCACCUUUUCUCCUUGGUGAGAGCUUCCGUUGUCAGCAUUUUACAUACCCACCAAACCAAUAUUUUCAUCUGCAUGGUGGGAUUGAAUUUGAUUUAGGAACUCCUCCAAUCACAUAUUUUUCUAGAGAAAUGAAGGAUUCCGCUACAGAUAUCCAAACUGAAGCAGCAAGCUAUCUGAAUCAACUGCUACACUCUGAUGUAUUAUACAGGGGGCAAUUUCCCAUUCCUAUUAUGGAGUUUAGUGGAAAAAGCUAUUAUGCAAUCUCUGUAGACCUGGAAACCUUCUUCCAACACUUUAACAAGGCUCCUUGGUGGGGAGUCAUGAGUGAAACAAUCUCCUCGCUUAAAUCCAAGAAACUACCAUUAAGUGAUAUACAGUUGUAUGAACAGUUAAAGAAAAAGUUUGGUACUAAAAAGGCCAUGAAGUGCAAGAAUUUGCCCACAGCUCUCCUGUCUUCUGUUGAUAGUGGACUUGUUGCUAUCUUUCACACAUUAUGCCACAAUAAUCCAACAUCUCAUCUCGCUGUUUUGGAUGAAGUUGGUUAUCCACUUGUUUAUCAUGCUGCCAUGUAUAACCAUCCACCAAUUAUCUAUCAGUUGGCUACAAGUGGCCUGAAACUAAAUCAACGUCGCAGCAUCUAUUACCAGAAAUCAAAUAGAUCACCUAACAUAAAUGAGGAAAAAAUUGGACCAACUGCUCUUCACGCUGCAGCAAAAUGUGGAUCAUUGGGAGCACUGACUUGCCUCCUAGCCCUGCAGGCAGAUUACAUGAAGACUGAUGGACGAGGCUGGACACCAAUGCACUUUGCUGCAUUUUUUGACCACAUUCCCUGUGUUAGGGCUCUGUAUAGGAAAAAUCCCAAUUUGUUGGACUUAGAGACAACAGCUGAAUAUCGCUCAACUCCACUAUUACUUGCUGCCAUGGUGGGUGCACUUGAUGUGCUCCAAUACCUCUUAUCUAUUGGUGCAAACUGGAGAAAGACGGACAGUAAAGGAAACAAUCUGAUUCAUUUAGCAGCAUUGUACUUCCACACAGAAGUCCUCAAGUAUUUUAUUGAGCAGGAUAUGCCAGGGCUACCAGUCUGGAACCUCCUUAUAGGAAUGGUGGAGACUUUUGAAUAUUAUAGGAAUGAAAUGGGAGUGAGGGCACUUGAGGUACUUUGUGUGGCAAAGGAAACUUACUGGAAAUCAAUUAUUGAUGCAGAUGGCAUUCCUGCUCUCGUGAAUAUGUUACGCAGCCAACACAAGACACUGCAGUGUGUUGCUGCUGCUGUGCUGUGUAAUAUAUCCAAUCAUCAGUUAGUUUGUCACAGUAUUGUUCAGGCUAAGAUCAUUCCAGAGCUUAUUGAAUUACUGAUGUCCCCUGAACCUGAGCUUCAGUCACGCUGUUCCCUCCUCCUGUACGAUAUUGGCCAGAUUGAUGAUAACGCUGCUGUGAUUGUUAGACUAGGUGGAAUCUCUCCUAUGGUGAAGCUCUUGAGUUCAAAAAUUGAAGAUGUGCUGGUAAAUGUAAUUAAAUGCCUGAUGGCCAUAUAUAAAGAAAACCCAGACCAUCAGACCUUAGUAGCACAGGAAGGAGCUAUUCCUCUAUUGGUGGAAAUGUUGUCAAUGACAUCGGAUGUUUUGCAGGAGACAGCUUCAAUUGCACUGGCUGAACUUGCUUGUGACCACAGAAGCAAUCAAGUUUCAAUAGCAGACGAAGGUUCAGUAGACUUACUGAUAAAUAUUCUCGGGGGAACCAAACUCCAUUUACAAUUGAAAGCAGCAAAAACCGUUGAAGCUUUAGCUGACAGAAAUCCUACCAUACAAAAAGCAUUCCUAGAAAGAUCUGCAGACAAAUAUCUCUUAAAGCUUCUCAAGGUAUUUGAUCUUGAAGUCCGAGAACAAGCAUCAACAGCCAUUUGGGCACUGGCAGGAAAUGCUGAGAAACAACAAAAAAGUAUGGCAGAACAAAUUGGUUAUAGUUUCAUCAUUGAUCUGUUAUUAUCCCCAUCUGAUAAUAUGCGUUAUGUUGGCUCUGAGGCAGUGAUUUCCAUAAGCAAAGACAACAAGGAAUACCAAAAUCAGAUUUGUGCAGCAAAUGGAAUCCCUCCUUUGGUCCGAAUUUUACGAAGAUCUGAAUCAACUGUGCGAACAUUACUGAGAGCCAUCGUUGCAUUGGGGACUCUGUGUAUUGGGGUGGCAUAUAUAAAUAAUGAAUUCUGUCAAAAUAAAAUCGCAGAAGAAGGUGGCAUGACUAGCCUUGUUGAUUUGUUGAGUUUUGAAACAACCCUUGAAGUUAAGGUUGAAGUGGUCCAUGCCCUUGCACGCAUUGUGUUGGGAAACCCUAAAUUGCAGUUAAGUUUGCACAAUAACAAGGAUUUCUCCUAUCGAAUUCCACUGAGCCUUUUGACAACUGGAGACAAAAAGAUAGGUUUGCGAGCAGGAUCUGCUUUAGCUCUGUUUUCAUACAACAACCCUGCACAGCAGGCAUUGAUCCUUGACUGUGGGGGAAUUCAGAUGUCAAUCUAUGAAGAUUUUCUGCAGUCCAAGAAUGAGGAAGAGAAAGUCUCUGCUUCGUUUCAGAUUGUUGCAUUGGGCAAAGUCAUUGUAGGCAGGGAUGUGGUUGCAUUGUCAGCUAUGGGCAUUACAACCUUAGUCAAACUACUAACGUCACACAACUUUACCACAGUUAUUAAAGCAGGGGAACUCCUGGCCGCUCUAUGUCGCACCAGAGGAGGCAUUUCUGAUGCUAUUGUUACUAUGGGAGCUGUGGAAAAAUUAUGCGCACAUUUAGACUCUACCAAUGAACAGAUUCAGAAGGUUUGUGCUGUAACUCUGGGAUACUUAACAUUUAAUCUUACUGCUCAGCGUCGCCUGAUGGUGCAGUGCAGGAAUCAACCCAAAUUAUUUGACCUUUUAAUAAGUGCAUUGAGCAUAGAUGCCACCAUCUGCAUGGAUUUCAUUGAAGAAUUCAAAAGGCAAAAAAAAAUGGGGCUUCCUUCACAAAGCUUGGAAAUAAAUGGCGGUCCACCAGUCAUACCAAUCAGGAAAGUGAGACCAAAAUCUGUCGGUGUACCUUACAAAGAAUCUCAAAAAGUAGGUUUCCGAACAAAGUCUGCACCUGCAGUGUCAUCUGAAAAACCCAAGACUGCUGUUAAUCAGAGCAAGAAUGCUCAGGCACUUGAUAUGAAGAAACUAAAGGACAAACAGGUGACGAAAUAGAAGAAAAGAAAACAAAUCUCUCGUCAAGUUUUGUCUCUUCCUCUAUGAUAUGCACAUGAUGUACAUAUUUGGGGGCAUUAUGAGGAAGAGAUUUAUAUUUGCUCAUCUCAGCAGGAAAAUCCAUGAAAAGCAUUUAAAAAAUAAAGCCAUCUGAAGUUGUUAAAGGUCAA
Messenger RNA from Callorhinchus milii (elephant shark), 4531 nucleotides. It is a transcript of the gene ankar, whose product is annotated as ankyrin and armadillo repeat containing. Gene Ontology annotation, molecular function: protein binding. The record is from RefSeq and is a predicted model, not a curated record. The transcript has 23 exons. Bases 72 to 4361 code for a protein of 1429 amino acids. NCBI's taxonomy places the organism in Eukaryota, Metazoa, Chordata, Chondrichthyes, Chimaeriformes, Callorhinchidae.